UUUAUCCCUUGAACGUUCUUACAUCUCUCCUGCCAUUGCUGCCAUCGCCCGCAAGUAUGGCGGCAACCGCAGCGAAGCUGGAUCUUGUUCCGAAUCGAAACCUCCUUGAUGCGAAAUUUGAUAGUUAUCGGCUGACACUGGAGCCGUUGCCGAUCAUAAGGCUGGCAUUUCAAGGAGGCGUUCAAAAGGUACACUUGGAAGAUGAUCAGUACGGCUACCUUCACGUCCAGAUGGCUGGCUUCAUCAACGCCCUAGUCCAAGAUCCAUGGGACGUCAAUACACUCUUUUUUAUCUCCGAAGCCCGCCACGUCAUGUGGGCACACUUCUCCCAAGACAGUCAUCUCCUAGAACCAAAAGUUGUGUGGAAAAUUCCUGAGCCAAGUGGUAUUUCACGGGCUUGUACCUUGGACUUCCCUCAUGCCGAGUGGUGCCUCAUUUCUGAUGGUCUCGGUACCAUCUUUGUUCUCAACUCCCCUAGCCGGCCACAAGGAGAACCUUGGCAGCUAUGUUACACACACUGCUUGGAGUGGAGUCAGCCAGGCACCAUACUCUUGACAAGUGCUCACAGCAGCUUUCCAAGCAGCCAACAGAUGGAAUGCCUUCUAGCAUAUGUUAGCCGGCCGCAAGACGUCCAUGGUAGUGUCAGCAUUCCUGAAACAACAGUUCACUUUGUAUGUGUCCUUGAAUGGCUGACAUUCACUUGUAUGUCCAAUUGUGAAGGUGACUUGUGGAGUCUCCGGCGGCACAGACGACUUGUGGGUGCUUCUAUUCCAAUGUAUGUGGCAUUUGAUACCCAUGGGAACUCCUUGUGCUUAGCUUCAGAAAAGGACUUUAGUUUUGUCUUUGACUCUUGCAAAGCAGAAGUGGGUCAUGAAGUGGAAGAAACUAAAGGUGGCAAACCUCAAGAGCCACCACUUUACUCCUUCAUUCAGACUGCAGAAGAAAUUACAGUUGUUUUCCGGCUGCAUGAGGCAGCUACCAAGAAAGACAUUGAGGUUAGCCUUCAAGUGAAAGGCAUUGAAAUUCUUAUUGAGGGCAAGACAGUUUUGAAAGGAGAUUUUCCUCAUGAGGUAGUCAAAGAUGGCAGCACAUGGAUUAUAUUGGACCAGAAGCUAGAAGUUCAUCUUGUGAAAGCUGAGCAUGGUGUCGUUUGGCGUGAAGUGGUUGUAGGGGAUGCAAGAGGUGAAGAGGUCUUCGAUCCUGCUUUUGUGGAAGAAAUUCAUGCUCGUUUGGCGCACCUUACUUCAGAGACAGAGGCUUCGGGAUCAGAUAAACCAAGCUUUAACUACCAAGAACUGGAUGACUGUGAUGACACAAUGGAGUACUUUACGUUCACAAGACUCUGUGGCGACUCCCACCGAGCAACACAUCAGAUCAAUCUCAGUGGUCACCAGUGGUUAUUCAGUAUGCGUUCUGCCGACAAUAUGCCAGCCCUUUGUCUUCGACAUGAUGUGGAUGGCCUUGUCUGGCAGCCCCGAAAUGUGAUGGCUGAUGGAGACACUGACUCAUUUCGUGUGGAGCAUGUGGCCACAUUUAAUGCUUUUGGCUAUGUCCAAGCAUCAAAGGAGGACCGCAAGUUUGUGACUGCUUCUGCUGACUUCAGCUUUGCUGCUCUGUGCAAUGCUGUGCGUCACGUGUACCUCUACCGACAGCCUGAAACACUUGGAAGUAGUCAGGAGCUGCGAAACCGCAAGACGGGGCGUGAGGUUUCCAGUAUAGCCAAGCUACAUGUCAUUAGCCUGGAGCAGUGUGAUAGCAUACGGGGCAUGGUGGCAAGUCGGCGCUGCAUCUUUGUUUUGAGCCCAGGAGCCUUGUAUGCAAUCAAGGUGCCUUCAUAGCCAUUGUCAUAUGUUUUCAUGAUUCAUUGUUCACUGCAAAAAUAAAAUCACAUGGCAUUGCUUUUUUUUUUUUUGGA
Molecule: messenger RNA, 1915 nt
Organism: Rhipicephalus microplus (southern cattle tick)
Lineage: Eukaryota; Metazoa; Arthropoda; Arachnida; Ixodida; Ixodidae
Product: nudC domain-containing protein 1
Source: RefSeq, a predicted model, not a curated record